AUGUCUGAAGCUGGUGUAACCUCUGAAGCCACAACCUUAGCUGCUGUGAGGUCCAAACAAUCUCGUCCGAACAACUAUAGUGUCGACCCUACUCAUAACCGGCCUCCAAUGAAGUAUACCAAAUGUGGUUUAGAUAACCACACAAUUAAGGGAUGUUAUGAGAUCAUUGGUUAUCCAGAAGGAUGGGUCCACAAAGGGGGUAAAAAAGAUUCGACUAGAGCCUUAUUUGCAUCCGCUCAAUCAUUUGAGGAGAUUGCAUCAGAACUUCCAUCUGGCUCCAAGGCCUUGGCCAUCUCACGUACCUCUUGCACAUCUUCACUUACUUGUAAUAGAUCAUGGAUUAUUGACACUAGCGCUACUAAUCACAUAACAUCUAGUUUUACUGGGUUGUACUCUACCAAACCAUCAAACCAAACACAUAUUACUAGUGCCAAUGGAACCACCUCCCAAGUUAUGGGAGAAGGUUUGUUGAAUCAAACUUUCAUUGUAAAACUUGCAUUUUUGGCCAAAAGCCAUCGUAUUUCUUACCCAUUAAGAUUGAAUAAAAGUUCUUUGUCCUUCAUAAUUGUCCGUUAUGAUGUUUGGGGACCAUCACGAGUUCCCACUAUUAGCGGUUUUAAGUGGUUUAUGACGUUUAUUGAUGAUUGCACCCGGAUGACCUGGGUUUUUCCCCUAAAGCAGAAAAGUGAAGUCACCGCCAAAUUCAAGUUAUUUUAUCAAUAUGUUGCUACUCAGUUUGACAAGAAAAUCACUAUAUUUCGGUUUAACAAUGGAGGAGAGUACGUCAACCAUGACCUACAUAAUUUUUUAAGUCAACAUGAACCUGUUCAUCAAACCACAUGUGCCUAUACACCACAACAGAAUGGCAUCACAGAGCGUAAGAAUCGUCAUCUCUUGGAGGUUAUUCGUGCCUCUUUAUUUGAGGCUCGUAUGCCUCAUCAUUUUUGGGGGAAGGCUCUUUAUUCUGCUAAUUACCUCAUUAAUAGAACACCAUCCAACACUCUUCAGUAUCAAACUCCAUUUCAGACAUUGACCACUCUCCUCACCAUGCCAUCCACACAAAAUCUCGAACCACGUCUCUUUGGUUGUGUUGCUUAUGUUCAAGUGUAUCCACAUCAGCGUGGCAAGCUUGAUCCGUGUGCAUUGCGUUGUGUCUUUGUGGGUUAUGCUGACACUCAGAAGGGCUAUAAGUGUUUCCAUCCUCUCACUCAGACCAUGCAUGUUACCGCAGAUCAGUCAACGUCCAAGCAACCAGCUACAGUAGUGCAACAAGAUCAAGAGUUACUGGAAACUCCAGAUAAUGGUUCAGAUAAUUUCUCUCCUACUACAGUCCCAUCACCAAUCAUCCAAUCAGGUCCUGAAGAUUCCCCGCAGGCCUUCCAGAAGAAUUCCACUUGCGAGAUGACUAUCCUUCCUAAAGGGAAGAGAACAGUGGGUUGUAGAUGGAUAUAUACAAUAAAGUUCGAGGCAGAUGGCACCAUUGAACGAUACAAAGCAAGAUUGGUGGCGAAAAGUUAUACUCACACUUGUGGGAUUGAUUAUGGGGAGACCUUUGCCCCUGUCGCCAAGAUAAACACAAUUCAAGUAUUUCUUUCUCUGGCAGCAAAUCUAAACUGGCCAUUACACCAGUUUGAUGUCAAAAAUGUCUUCCUACACAACCACCUAGAAGAAGAAGUCUAUAUGGAUUCCCCUCCAGGAUGCAAGAUGGGGCCUAAUACUAGCAACAUGAUGUGUAAACUAAGAAAGUCUCUUUAUGGAUUGAAGCAGUCACCUAGAGCAUGGUUUGGAAACUUCAGCAAAUCAAUGAAGGAUUUUGGAUACAAGCAAAGUAACUCAGAUCAUACUCUUUUCUUGAAACAUAAGAAAGGUAAAGUCACUGCCCUUAUUGUAUAUGUUGAUGACAUGGUAGUUACUGGGAAUGACCUAGUGGAAAAGGCAACAUUGCAGCACCACUUGGCAAAUGAGUUUGAAAUGAAAGAUCUUGGUGCUCUGAAGUAUUUCCUAGGCAUCGAAGUAGCUCAUACGCCAAUGGAGUUGAAUCAUCAGCUUGGUGAAUAUCCUGAUCAGGUACCCACCAACAAAGAAAGAUAUCAACGCCUUGUGGGUAAGUUAAUCUAUCUAGGACACACUAUACCUGAUAUAGCAUAUGCCAUAAGUGUGGUGAGUCAGUUUAUGCAUGCACAAAGUGAAGCCCACAUGGAUGCGGUAAACCGAAUUCUGAGAUACUUGAAGUCAUCUCCUGGAAUAGGAUUGAUGUUCGCACGACAUGGUCAUCUAGAUGUUGAGAGUCACACUGAUGCAGACUGGGCGGGCUCUGUUACUGACAGGCGAUCUACAUCUGGAUACUUUACCUUUGUAGGAGGCAAUCUAGUAUCUUUGCGAAGUAAAAAACAGAAAGUAGUGUCAAGAUCAAGUGCUGAAGCAGAAUAUCGAGGUGUAACGCACAAAAUAUGUGAGCUACUCUGGAUAAUGAAUUUGUUGGGGGAAUUGGGGUUCAAACCCAAACAUGCCAUGCAACUGAAUUGUGACAACAAAGCUGCAAUAAACAUUGCACAUAAUCCAGUGCAACAUGAUAAAACCAAGCAUGUUGAAGUUGACAGACAUUUCAUCAAGGAGAAGCUCGAGGCCAAGAUCAUUAAGGUAUCAUUUGUUAGAUCCGAAGAUCAACUUGCAGAUGUACUCACCAAAGCAGUCACAAGCAGGAUCAAAGAGCAGUCACUUUUUUUGGCUUGUUGGCUAUGGCCUAUGUAUGAGAUACAAGUUGGCUCUGGUUGUGGGAUUUCAGUGACUACAAGACUCAUCGAGUUCAUGGCGGAUACCAAGCGCUAUGGUCUUGGCAAUCAGUUGGAUAUUGCACAGAUACUCUUAGAAGCAAAACAUCGCUGGUUACGCCCGGCUGAAAUAUGUGAAAUUCUUCGAAAUUAUAAAAAAUUUCACAUUUCUUCAGAGCCUGCAAGUAUGCCACCAGGUGGAUCACUUUUUCUUUUUGAUCGGAAGGUGCUUAGAUAUUUCAGGAAGGAUGGCCAUAAUUGGAGGAAAAAAAAAGAUGGAAAGACAGUGAAGGAAGCCCAUGAGAGGCUUAAGGCCGGAAGUGUUGAUGUGUUGCACUGCUACUAUGCCCAUGGAGAAGAAAAUGAAAAUUUCCAAAGACGCAGUUAUUGGAUGCUUGAAGAGGAUCUGCAACACAUAGUUCUCGUCCACUACCGGGAAGUUAAGGGAAAUAGGACAAACUUUAACCAUACUAAGGGAACUGAAGAAGCUGUUCCUUAUUCCCACGAAACUGAAGAAAUUGCACUCAAUUCUGAGAUGGAAAAUUCUGUUUCUUCUAGUUUCAAUCCAAAUACUUUCCAAAUGCGUUCCCAAGCUACAGAUACAACAAGCUUGAGUAGUGCUCAGGCAUCAGAAUUCGAAGAUGCUGAAUCAGCAUAUGAUCACCAAGCAAGUUCCCGGUCACAACCUUUUCUCGAAUUACUACAGCCUAAGGCUGAGAAGAUCAAUGCUGGAUUCUCUGAUGCAUUCUAUCCAACGUUGUUUUCAAAUAAUUAUCAAGAAAAAUUGUCAGCCAUUCCUGAGGUAAAUUUUGGCUCACUUACUCAAGCAUACAAGAGGGAAGAUGGUAAUGAUGCUGAUGUUACCUAUGAGCCCACCAAAAAUCUUAACUCUUCGUUAUGGGAGGCUGCCCUGGAAAACAGUGCUACUGGAUUUCAGUCUUUGUCUUUUCAGCCAUCAUUUUCGGCAACACAUUCUGAUAUGAUGGGGAUUAUCUCUAAGCAAGAAAAUGGGAUGCUUGGGCACCUUUUCACAGACAGUUUUGAGAAAAAGCAGAUGUGUGAGAGUAAACCAAGGGUCCAACAAGGUUGGCAGACUUCGGAAGAAAACUCAUCAUGUUCAUCUAGCUGGCUUAUGGAUCGGAACUUGCAUUCAAAUACAGUAGAUGAUGUCUCCAGCUUCCAUGAAGGACUCACUGCCGCUAAUUUACUCAAUUCUCUAGCGCCUUGCCAUACGAAUUCUGAUAAGACAAAUGAUUAUUCUAUACCAAAUGACCUUCAAAUACAGCCUUCAACCACUGAGCAAGAAUAUUAUCUAAAGUCCAUUUCAAAGAGAAAUGAGACCAUAGAGGGAAAAGCCAAUCACGCUUCUGCUAUAAAGCCUUUGUUAGAUGGCCCAUUCACUGAAGGCUUGAAGAAGCUUGACAGUUUCAACCGAUGGAUGAGUAGAGAACUUGGAGACGUGGAUGACACACAAACACAGUCCAAUUCUGAGACCUACUGGGAUACUGUUGAAAGUGAGAAUGGGGUUGAUGAGUCCAGUGUUCCCCUGCAAGUACGCUUGGAUAGCUAUAUGCUGGGGCCUUCUCUUUCCCAAGACCAGCUCUUUAGCAUUAUUGAUUUUUCACCAAACUGGGCAUAUGAAAACUCUGAAAUCAAGGUUCUGAUCACGGGAAGAUUCUUGAAGAGUCAACAAGCAGAAGCUUGUAAAUGGUCAUGUAUGUUUGGGGAAGUUGAAGUUCGUGCUGAGGUUAUAGCAGAUGGUGUUCUUCGUUGUUAUACACCCGUCCAUAAGACUGGGAGGGUUCCAUUCUAUGUGACAUGUUCCAAUAGGCUAGCGUGUAGUGAAGUGAGGGAAUUUGAAUACCGAGUUUGCCAAAUUCCAGAUUAUGAUGCUAAAGAUGAUAACAGUGGCUGCACAAACGAUAUACUUAGUAUGCGGUUUGGAAAAUUGUUGUCUCUAAGCUCUACUUCUCCAAAUUUUGAUCCCAACAGUCUGGUGAAAAAUGACAAUGGUGAGUGGGACAGGAUGCUACAGCUUACGUCAGAUGAAAACUUUUCCUUGGAGAGAGUAGAGGAGCAGUUGCUUCAUCAGCUACUUAAAGAGAAGUUGCAUGUAUGGCUCUCACAGAAACUGGCUGUUGGUGGGAAAGGCCCUAGUGUACUAGACGAGGAUGGCCAAGGUGUGUUACAUUUUGGAGCAGCUCUUGGCUAUGAUUGGGUCUUGCUGCCCACAAUAACUGCCGGAGUCAGUGUCAAUUUUCGUGAUGUGAAUGGAUGGACGGCUCUUCAUUGGGCAGCUUUUUGUGGCAGAGAGCGCACAGUUGCUUCCCUCAUCUCCCUCGGCGCGGCUCCCGGAGCAUUAACAGAUCCAAGUACCAAAUACCCUACUGGCAGAACACCUGCAGACCUAGCUUCUGCACAGGGCCACAAAGGAAUUGCUGGUUAUCUUGCAGAAUCUGCUUUGAGCGCCCACCUUUCAUCUCUUAAUUUGGACAUCAAGGAAGGCAAUAAUGCUGGGAUUUCAGGAGCCAAUGCAGUACAAACAGUUUCAGAACGAAUUGCAACUCCUAUCGGGAAUGGGGAUUUAACGGAUGGGCUUUCCCUGAGGGAUUCUUUAACUGCUGUCUGUAAUGCCACCCAAGCUGCUGCUCGUAUUCAUCAAGUGUUCAGGGUACAAUCUUUUCAGAGGAAGCAGUUGAAAGAAUAUGGUGGCAAUGAAUUUGGAAUUUCAGAUGAACAUGCACUGUCACUCAUUGCAGUGAAGUCACAUAAGCCAGGGAAACGUGAUGAGCAUGUUGAUGCUGCUGCAAUACGAAUUCAAAAUAAGUUCCGUAGUUGGAAGGGUAGAAAAGACUAUUUGAUAAUCCGACAGCGUAUUGUCAAAAUUCAGGCUCAUGUAAGAGGCCACCAGGUGAGGAAAAACUACAAAAAGAUAGUGUGGUCUGUAGGAAUUGUAGAGAAGAUUAUUUUGCGUUGGAGACGAAAAGGAAGUGGAUUGCGUGGGUUCAAGUCAGAGCCACUUAUUGAGGCCCCCAGCAUACAAGUUUCAUCCUCGAAGGAUGAUGAUUAUGAUUUACUGAAAGUAGGAAGGAAGCAAAAUGAGGAAAGGUUGCAAAAGGCCCUUGCUAGGGUGAAGUCCAUGGUUCAAUAUCCUGAAGCAAGAGAUCAAUACCGUCGGCUACUUAAUGUUGUUACUGAGAUAAAGGAAACCAAGGUGGUAUGUGAUAGUGCUGUGAAUAGUUCAGAAGGGAGAGCUGAUAUGGAUGAUGAUCUCAUAGAUUUUGCAGAAUUGUUGGAUGAAGACAUUUUCAUGCCUACAGCAGGUCCAUAG
Molecule: messenger RNA, 6102 nt
Organism: Prunus armeniaca (apricot)
Lineage: Eukaryota; Viridiplantae; Streptophyta; Magnoliopsida; Rosales; Rosaceae
Source: the annotation of a GenBank genome assembly